Messenger RNA from Rhizopus microsporus ATCC 52813, 1922 nucleotides. RefSeq lists its product as uncharacterized. The transcript is spliced from 4 exons. Bases 225 to 1823 code for a protein of 532 amino acids. The record is from RefSeq and is a predicted model, not a curated record. NCBI's taxonomy places the organism in Eukaryota, Fungi, Mucoromycota, Mucoromycetes, Mucorales, Rhizopodaceae.
CAAUGGAUUAAAAAGACCCAGAUUCGUGACUGCUGAUCCAUGAAUACAAUUUAAUCGAGCCCAUACAAAUAACAGGGAAAAAAGAAAAACUUUCUCUUUUUUUUUCUUCUUUAAACGCGAAACUUAUAUUUUAUCUAACCCAAACCACUAUUACAACCACCCCCACUUUUAUUUUACUAUUUUUAUAUAAAAUCCUCCCUUCCCCUUCUCUCUUUUAAUAUAUUAUGACAACCAACAAUGAUAUGAAUAGCCCUGAACUACAGCUCUCUGUUAACGACCUUGUAUAUCCAACUGAAAAAGCAGAAAUAUUAUUAGAAACAUUAUCGAAUGAACAGCUUAGUUUACUUGAAGAAGCAGUCAAUAAGAUAAAGGCAAAGAAAUUGAACGAAGAAAAAAAUAAAUCACAAGAGCAGACGAUGUCAACAAACCCAAACAAUAACAGCAGUAAUAAGUCAUCCUAUUUAUCCAUUCACGAGCCAACAACAGAAUUGCGUGAUGGCGUUGAAUGGGUCAGUUUCGUAUACUCCCAUCAUCGUACAUUACGUAAAUAUUGUAUAAGAACAGAUCUCGAUAAAGUGGAUAUCGGCACACUGGACGAAAAGUUUAAAAAAGAGAACUGCGUGUAUCCACGAGCUAAUCUUCCAAGAGAAGUAUAUCAAGGCAACAGAUGGACGUAUGAAACUGAGUGUAACGUCCUUGGAUGGAAACUUGCUUAUCUAAAUAUGGAAGAACUAGCCGGCAAACGAGGACUUAUUCAGCGUGCAGUCGAUUCAUAUAGAAACAGAUAUCCUAGUAUGCGGUCCAGACGUGUAGCCAGACAGGAGAAGUUACUGAAAGGAACACUACGCAAACGUAAACACCGUGAGGAUGAAGACACACCUCCUGGAAAAUCAAUGAAAUGUUCAUCCGAUAAUGAUAAAAUACCCAAAACGCUCCUCAUUGAAGAAAAGAAUGGAAAUAAAUGUCGCAUUCGCAUCAAUAUUGAAUCAGUUCUCUUGGAUGCUGUUGAUAUGGAAUUCAGAAAGAAUAACUGUGUGUUUCCUAGAGCAAUGGCGAUUGCACCCGAUACACCCAAUUUGAGUCAAAGACGGAUAGAUGAAAUAAAGUGCAAUGAGAUUGGUUGGAAACUUGCCUGGUUAAACCCUCGGCAAUUGGCGAAUAGGAAAAAUUUACUGCAGCGUGCACUGGAUAUGUAUAGAUAUCAAUUCACUACAGACCUGAAGCCUCGUAAAUUUGCACCACGCCAGCCUCCAUCAUUCGCACCCGCAGAACCUGAACCAUCAACAACAGACCAAAAGGUAGUGCUAUUGACUGAAAAGGUUUUGGAAGAGAAACAAAAAGAAUUUGAUGCUCAAAGCAAGCAGCGACGAGAUUCUUGUUAUUCGGGAACAACCGUGACCCUUGACUUUCACGAUUACUGUUUUUCUCCAGCUGCUGAAGAUGACGAUUGUAACCUGAGCGUCACUAAAGACACAGAGGAAGGUAGCUCCACUGCUCAUGAUGAAUAUCCAUCAAACAUGUUGCAGGACUUUAUCCUGGCCCCACCACUUUCUGAUCAACAGCGAGAGCUGGAUAGUUUAAGCGAGGGAAGUGGUAGUCAAAACUUCUCCUAUCAAAGCACACCAAGUCCGGAAGCGCUCAUGCAGCUGACUGACUUUUAUCAGCAGGCUUUAUUAUCGGCUGCCCUAUUUGACCCUGGUCAGUCGUUGAUGAAACAAGAAGACAAGUCAGUAGAAGCAGACUUACUAGAAAAAUAUGGAAAAGCAAACUCACUUAUGGAUAAUCUUACCGCCAAUCCUUCAUUACUCAAUAAGUUGUAUUAAAUCAGAGUUUGUAUUUUACAGUGCAUUUUUUCAGAAAUUACUCGCACAUAUUACAAGAUCAAUAACAAUUAAUAUUUUAGUUGAUUUUCUAUGUCUUCU